AUGACAAUUGACAAUAACACACAUACCGAUCCCCAGACGCCUACAAAAGCCCUAACUGGCGCCGCGAUCUUCGAUGAUCCCGACGCGGACAUAACUCUAUUUAGUACCGAUGGACAUGAGACCAAGGUACAUUCGUAUCUGCUGCGAUCAGAGAGUACGGUAUUUCGAGGUAUCUUGAGCGACAAGAAUUUCUUCAACGACCAUUCUCCUCUGUUAUUUGAAGCUGAAACCCCACUCUUGGGAGUUUGGAACAAUGUUCCCGCUUGCUCGAGUUGUGCGACCGAUAUGGACUGUACAAGGUUGUACAAGGUCGAGGAACGUAUUCGAAACAGGAUAGCAGAUUUGGUACCUCAAAAACCAUGGGAAGGUUUUGUAUUGGCUAGUCAAUUGGAUGAUGUUACUUUGGCGAAAAGUGCCUUGAGAUCAAUGAACAAACAAACUCAUACACAAAGUUUCAAUCUAUCUUUAACUUUUAUCAAAAAAGAGGUAGCCAUUCAACCUACUGUACCAUAUUUGAUUGGUCUACUUAGAGCUGCGGGGGAACCUGAUCAAUUGUCAUAUGCAGAUACGAGAGAUUGGUAUAAGAUCGCAGAUCGAUUUAACCCUCUCUGA
Kwoniella botswanensis is the source of this 612-nucleotide messenger RNA. RefSeq lists its product as uncharacterized. The record is from RefSeq and is a predicted model, not a curated record. The coding region runs from base 1 to 612 and encodes 203 amino acids. NCBI's taxonomy places the organism in Eukaryota, Fungi, Basidiomycota, Tremellomycetes, Tremellales, Cryptococcaceae. The transcript is spliced from 3 exons.